Molecule: messenger RNA, 1312 nt
Organism: Aplysia californica (California sea hare)
Lineage: Eukaryota; Metazoa; Mollusca; Gastropoda; Aplysiida; Aplysiidae
Product: beta-1,3-galactosyl-O-glycosyl-glycoprotein beta-1,6-N-acetylglucosaminyltransferase
Cellular component (GO): membrane
Molecular function (GO): acetylglucosaminyltransferase activity
Source: RefSeq, a predicted model, not a curated record
GUAGGGUAAUUCAAAAGGUAACAAAAGACGGCUAUCUUUCAAACAUGCUGAUAUGUUGAUCCAAAGACGUAAAUUAUAUGAUACACCGAGACUGUGCUCUCUUACGAUAUUUCGGUUCUUUGCGAAGCGGACCAUAUGACUCUGCAGAUUGGAUCCAAUGAAGAUUGUUUUUCAGUGUUGCGUUUCGCCGGACCUUCUUUUGCAGACAUGAGGACUAUUUCACUUCGUAAGUGUCUUAUUGCGGGUUGUUUUGUUUUAGUUUUAGUGAUUUUCCGGAUGUCAUUACUAGAUUCUCUCAACUCUUGGCGUGCUAUUGCCAUGUCCAUGGAUAUCUCCAAGGGAGAUUCAGUCAGUAGGGAAAUGUUUGAGCAAAUGUAUCAAUUAUAUGAUAUCCGAGAUGUGGAUUGUGCCGGUUUAUUCUCUCAGAAAAACGGCAGUCUGGACAACGCUUUGUCCAAAUCGAAAAGCGCGGAAUGGAAAGGAUUUCGUUUCCACGAAGAUUUCUACUUGAAGAAGACAAAACAUUGUGGAAAUUUUCAAAGAGAACGGGGGUACAUAAUGACUUCGCUGACGAAAUUGGAAGACGAAUUCCCUCUUGCCUAUAGUCUUGUUGUCUUCAAAGAUAUAGAGAUGGUGGAGAGACUCUUACGAGCUGUGUACAGACCACAGAACGUGUAUUGUAUCCAUGUCGAUGUCAAAGCGAAGACAGAGUUUUUCGAAGCUAUGACAUCCAUAGCGUCCUGUUUUCCCAACGUGUAUAUGUCGCCAACGAGGAUCAGCGUCGUGUGGGGGAAGUUUUCAGUUCUAGAGCCGGAGCUUGUGUGUAUGGAGGAGCUCAUGAAAAGGUCAUCGAGGUGGAAAUAUUUCAUUAACCUUACAGGCCAGGAAUUCCCACUGAAGACGAACCGGGAACUGGUGGAGAUUCUGACGUCCUUUAAAGGUGCCAACGACGUAGAGGGUGUUCGAAGAGAAGCCAACAAAGUCCGUUUCAUCAACAAGCCGUCCGAUCUGGACGUGGUACCCACCAAGGGAGCUGUGCACGUUGUGGUCAACAGAGAGUUUGUGGACUAUGUCCUUCACGACCCUGUGUCCAAGAAACUUCAGGAUUGGCUGAGGACUGUCGACGUGCCAGACGAGACUCUGUUCUCUACACUGAACCACAACCCACAGCUGGGGAUCAGGGGCAGCUUCAUUGGCCUGGAUGACGUAGAGAGGAUGAUGCCGAGAAAGCCGUGGGUCAAUCGUUACAAGUCCUGGCUAGGGGCGCCAUGUGCUGGAAGGAGGAUCAGAACUGUCUGCAUCUUGUCUACAG